UUUGUUGUUUUUUGGCAAGGAUUUCUAAUAACUAUAUAAAUAGAUGUCAUGGUUUAAUACAGAUAUGAAGUCUGAAGAUAUCAAAAAGUAAACGAAUAGAACAUAAUCUGACCUAAAAACUAUGGCUGUCGAAAUAGCUUUGACUGAGAACAAAGCAAACCGACUUAAGUCGAGAUACACAUCCAAGGUUUUUCCAGCCAAAUCUUCUAUAGGAGAAGAUAUAUCUGUUCUACAAGAUGAUAUGCAAGAUCCUCAGACGCAAGAGGAUAGUAUGGGUUUUGCGCUGAUGUUUGCCACGAAAAACAAAAAGAAACAAGCAGCUUUAAAACUCAUUGACAACGGUUCUGAUAUACAUUUUCUUGAUCAAACAAAAUGUAAUGUGUUACAUUAUGCAGCCGUUGCUGGAUAUGAAGGUUUGAUUUUGAAACUUCUUUCCAAAGGCGCUAGUGUAAAAAUACGGGACUGUAAUGGUGAAACAGCACUUCAUAAAGCUGCACGUUCUGGUCAUGACACAACCGUUGUCGCUUUGGUAGCAAAUGACGCUGAUGUUUAUGCAUUAAACUGGCAAGGUCAGACCCCCUUGGAGCUAGCUGUCAUGGGUAAACAUGUUAAGGUUAUCGAAGCUUUAUGUCUUUUCGGAUCAGAUCUUGUCAUGCAAGACUGGCAAUGGUUAGAAGAAGCAAUACAGUCAAGUGAUAAAGAAGAUAAAGCUAUUGUUGAUAUAUUCUUAAAGCACAAUUAUCGUUUACUUGGUUUUAAGCAUGGUGGCAUAGCAUUCGAUGUUAACUACAUUGAAUCUGGAAGUGAUUCUGAAAUGAAGAAAUUGGGAGCGACUCUGCUGUCAAAAAAGUCAACACAUCAACCUUACUACUUCUACUGCUCUAGAAUUCAUGUAGAAUACAUAGAUGUCCGGAAGUAUAUCAAUAAAGAUGAAAAGCUGUUCAGUGAUGCAUACGAGUGUAAAGCAUGGGGAUGUUCUAGUACUACAUUCAUUUUGAAAUUAAAACUAAAUGGAAUUCCAAACUGCAACGAGACCUUGUAUGUUAUUUCUCCAAAUGGAAAUGUGGCAAAUAUCGACAGCUCCACUCGGAAUGAAGAGACAAACCACACAGAUGUAGUUGUAACUGUCAACAUCAAACAUGGUGCAGUUGUUUCAUUCAUGUUUGUUACUGUUAAAAAACCAGAGGUAUUCAGCAUAACAAAGCGGGCAGUGACCAUUCAACCACAAUUGGAGCCAGACGCUGAAAUAGAUAUACCUAAGGACACGUUUGAUUCACCCGGAGAUCUCCUUUUUAAUGUUGUAGAGACUAAAGAUGUUGAAGAAGCAAUAUCGAAGAGAGAAGCAUUUAUAGUUACAAAUGUAAUUAAUGUUUCCAUGAGUAAUCACCAACAACCUAAACAACCAAUCGACGUAAAGUUACCAAUGCAUUCGACAACAAACGAAGAUAAUGAAAUAGUUAUUUUAACGUCGUCUAAAGAAUAUCCAGAGAAAAUAAAAGAUUGGAAAAUCAUUGAAGCCAAAAUGGAAAGUCACCGCGCUUCCUUCAAAAUCUCGCAUUUCUCCAUAUUUACAGGUGUUUCAAAGAAAAAGGUUGAGACGGAUAUGAUCGGCGUGUGUAAGAGUAUACAAAAAGCUUUGAACAACGAACGACAAGUCGAGUUCUUUGCAUUUGCAAAAACGCUUUCAUGUGAUGAGUACGCAAUAGUUAUAGAAUGUGCUUUACAGAGAAAGGCAGCAAAGAGAAAGACGGAUUGGGAGAAACAGCAGUUUAGCAUUCAAAAAGUCGAGAGAAUGUGUCAUACAGUCCAGAUCAAUCAAUGGUUUAGGGUUAAGUUUGAUGGGAAUAUAAAAAUAGCAGGAACAGAGCAAUCAGAUACACAGAGGCUUAUGUUUCAUCCGAACCGAGAUAACUUCCAUAUUUUCAGCGCUGAGUUAUUAGACAAACGUAAUCCUCCAAUUGGUCAAAUCGAAAUUGAACUUAUAGUAGAGACAGAACAGGAACCAAUCAUAGUUUUAGAAAGUGAAAAUUGUUUCAAAAGUAAAGAAACUGUAAUACCAAGAGAUCCAAUCACGACUUACACGAAGCUGACAUCCUUACCCAUGCACCUUCUUCCAGUACCGACAGCUCCCGUUGACAACAUUGAAGUGAAGGUAUUUCAACCAUUGACCGAUAAUGACUGUAUGAUUAAAGUUCUUAAGAUGAACUCAUUAAAAGAACUGGCGAAAAAACUGAACAUGGAUGAGGCACAGGAAGUAGCAAUACACCUAAAAUUGACCACAGCAGAAGUAGCAGCACUUGCUAGAGACCUACCUAAGAUUGAUGACUUCUGUGAUGCAUUAUUCUGGAAAUGGAGGGGAAGGCGUCCACAUGGUAGUCAAGUUAACUCCUUGGCUGUCGCAUUAGAAAGAAGUGGAAAAGCGUUGGAGGCUGCAGAGGUCAAAGCGGCUCACAAAGAGGAUAGGAUAAUAUGUUUCGACUGAUAUCCCGUUGAGGGAAGAACAAAAAUUUGCGUACACAAAUUUACAGAUCUAACAUCAUUGGGCUAAAUUUGAGACGAAUGAUAUAUAUCGGAAUAUAGUUUUAUUGGUAAAUUACCCUUCUAAAAAAAAACAUUGCAAAAAUACCGAACCCUAAGGAAAAUUCAAAAUGGAAAGUCCCAUAUUAAAUAUCAAAAUCAAAAGCUCAAACACAUCAAACGAAUGGAAAACAGCUGUAAUACUCCUGACUUGAUACGCACAGCUAGUUAACAUCCAAUCCGAAUGCAGACCAACAGAACUUUCUAUUUUACUCGGUAGCCAAUCAUCUUACAGUAGAAUUUCUUUCAAAUUAACAUAAAAUGUAACCGAUCUUCCCGUAGAGUGCAAGGUGUAUAACUGAAUGCAUAAAAUAAGGGAUUUCAACUCGGUGAAGAAUCGAGUUCUUUGUUGGUUUUACCGAGGGAUAUUUGAGUUCUCGCUAAGAAAAUAAUCUAUACAAGGAGAACACAAGUAUGCAUAUUUUACGCUUUUUGAGACGUUCAUUGAAUUGUCAUUAAGUAGAUUACCUAAACUGUCGUUUUGGUGAUUUAGAAACAGAUUCACACUUCCUGUUAACUUGUCCAAUAUACGCCGAUUUAAGACAUGCACUAUUAACUUUCGUUUUAGUCCUUCCUUUCCAAGUUGACAACAAUAUUUUGCUUUUUUGGCUCAACGGUACUCUCAGACGAGCAAAACAUACAUUUAUUUAGUUUGGUACAGAAAUGCAUCAUCAAAAUCAAACUCUUUACCCCUUGAUUUUACUGUUUCAUCAUCCCCCAAGCAUUUCACACUAUGUAUUUGACAUACUUUCAUGUUUAUUCUUUUUUCUAUUGCAUUUUGUGACCUUUUUCAUAUUUAUAUAUUUAUUACAAUGUCCAAUAUUUAUAUUUAUGUUUUGAUCAAUAAGUGCAUUAUUUGUGUACUAGGAGUAAUAUUUAUACAGCAACUUUGCUUGUUUCUGAAUUCUAUAUAUUUAAUUCAAUUUUAUUAUAUUGCUAUGUGAUGUUUUAUUUGAAAUAACAUUGUUUAAACUAAGUGAUUUGUGAUCUAAUCAACACUUAUUGAAUAUAGUUUAUAACAAGGUCAAGAAGGUUGACAUCCCUACCAUACAAUAAGCAUGAAAAUAAUAAAACGUACAAAACACUUAUAUCAGGAUGCACCAAGUCUGAAAAAACAUAACUUAGAAACUGGAAAAAAGUAAAUAUACUGUAGGUGCCAGGACGAUGGAUUUUAAACGAUCUUAACCUUAACCAACAAUCAAUCAAUCUAAAUCGUCUUUUAUGUUUAUAUAUAUUUAAAGUUUUUUACGCUAAAUACAAAAAGAAAUAAAAAACUCAAAUAAUUAUACAAGUUAAUUUCAUGCUAUUUAUCAAUACUUAUUGGAAAACCUUCUCAUAUACUAUUUUCUCGCAUUACUCUUAACUGUAUAUAUAAAUAACACUAAAUACUGCUUGUACUUUUUAUGUAAAAAAUAUUCCAAUAUUUGUAAUUAACAUAUCAUCUAGUUCUUGCAAAUAACACCUACAAGUUAUAACAUCAUUUAAUAAAUGUUGUUAAUGAAAUAUAUCUAAACACAGAAAGGUUAAACAUAUUGCUUUAUGGAAAUAGUCAUUUGGGCAUCUAUACAAGCUUGAAUAAAUGACAAAACUUUUUGCGUAUGUAAUAUGCAAAUCACGACAUAUAAAAUAUACACGUUUAUUGGUAUUCUAUUAAGGAGAUAAAUUUUGACUAUUUCUCGAUAAGUUCUUGUACAUUAAAGAAUUAGUAACGAUCAUAAAUACAUUUUACAAGAAAGGAGAAAGAAAAACAAAUCAGAUUAAACAGUCAUAUAUUUAACGGUAUUAUCUAAUUUUAAAAGGCAAUUGAUGUAUUUACAAAUAAAACGUCUAGAUAUUAGUUAUAUAACUUUCUUACGAGUGCGCUUUGUAUAACGUUAAAGAUUGUUUAUUUAAAUCAGAACAGAUUGAUAUGAUUCAUUUAACAUUAUACUGACGAAGGAUAUCUGUUAUCCAAAAUAUUUAUACAUACUGAUAUUUAUUGUUUCCUUUUUGUGGAGCCUGCGACAUUUAUGUUGCGAAUGCCAGACAUAGCGAUCCUAGAUUCCGUCGUAGUCGUCGGAGUUGCCGGCGUCAACAUUUGGAUUCAGUCUGUGGUUAAAGUUUUUUUUUUACAUCAAUAACUUUGUCAAACCUUCAUGGAAUAUUAUGAAAUUUGGAUAGAAGCUUGUUAAUGACCAAAUAUAGUAUACAAACCAUACAUUUGAAAAAAGUAAAAUCACAAAAAUACUGAACUCCGAUGAAAAUUCAGAAAGGAAAGUCCCCAAUCAAAUGGCAAAAUCAAAAGUUCUAACACAUCAAACGAAUGGAUAACAACUGUCAUAUUCCUAACUUGGUACAGGCAUUUUCUUAUGUAGAAAAUGGUGGAUUGAACCUGGUUUUAAAGCUAGCUAAACCUCUCACUUGUAUGACAGUCGCAUCAAAUUCCAUUAUAUUGACAACGAUGUGUGAACAAAACAAACAAAAACAAUAGGUAAACAUGUCACAAAUAGGUGUAAAUAGUAUAAUUCGGUAUGUCACAUUCAUAAAAAUAUUUAGUUUUAUUUUUCCGUAUUUUACUAAUAAAUGGACUGUUUGUUUAUAGUUUUCAGAUUUAGUCUAAGAUUAAAGUUUUUUUUUUACAUCAAUAACUUUGUCAAAUCUUCAUGGAAUAUUAUGAAAUUCGGAUAGAAGCUUGUUAAUGACCAAAUAUAGUAUACAAACCAUACAUUUGAAAAAAGUCAAAUCACAAAAAUACUGAACUCCGAGGAAAAUUCAGAAAGGAAAGUCCCCAAUCAAAUGGCAAAAUCAAAAGUUCUAACACAUCAAACGAAUGGAUGACAACUGUCAUUUUCCUAACUUGGUACAGGCAUUUUCUUAUGUAGAAAAUGGUGGAUUGAACCUGGUUUUAAAGCUAGCUAAACCUCUCACUUGUAUGACAGUCGCAUCAAAUUCCAUUAUAUUGACAACGAUGUGUGAACAAAACAAACAAAAAACAAUAGGUAAACAUGUCACAAAUAGGUGUAAAUAGUAUAAUUCGGUAUGUCACAUUCAUAAAAAUAUUUAGUUUUAUUUUUCCGUAUUUUACUAAUAAAUGGACUGUUUGUUUAUAGUUUUCAGAUUUAGUCUAAGAUUAAAGUUUUUCAGUCAUCCAUUACUUUGUCAAACCUUCAUGGAAUAUUAUGAAAUUUGGAUAGAAGCUUGUUAAUGACCAAAUAUAGUAUACAAACCAUACAUUUGAAAAAAGUCAAAUCACAAAAAUACUGAACUCCGAGGAAAAUUCAAAAAGGAAAGUCCCCAAUCAAAUCGCAAAAUCAAUAGUUCUAACACAUCAAACGAAUGGAUAACAACUGUCAUAUUCUUAACUUGGUACAGGCAUUUUCUUAUGUAGAAAAUGGUGGAUUGAACCUGGUUUUAAAGCUAGCUAAACCUCUCACUUGUAUGACAGUCGCAUCAAAUUCCAUUAUAUUGACAACGAUGUGUGAACAAAACAAACAAAAACAAUAGGUAAACAUGUCACAAAUAGGUGUAAAUAGUCUAAUUCGGUAGGUCACAUUCAUAAAAAUAUUUAGUUUUAUUUUUCCGUAUUUUACAAAUAAAUGGACUGUUUGUUUAUAGUUUUCAGAUUUAGUCUAAGAUUAAAGUUUUUCAGUCAUC
Mytilus californianus (California mussel) is the source of this 6210-nucleotide messenger RNA. RefSeq lists its product as uncharacterized. Gene Ontology annotation, cellular component: cytoplasm; nucleus. Gene Ontology annotation, molecular function: RNA polymerase II-specific DNA-binding transcription factor binding. The record is from RefSeq and is a predicted model, not a curated record. The coding region runs from base 122 to 2482 and encodes 786 amino acids. NCBI's taxonomy places the organism in Eukaryota, Metazoa, Mollusca, Bivalvia, Mytilida, Mytilidae. Gene Ontology annotation, biological process: regulation of transcription by RNA polymerase II. The transcript has 14 exons.